Molecule: messenger RNA, 12945 nt
Organism: Amoebophrya sp. A25
Lineage: Eukaryota; Dinophyceae; Syndiniales; Amoebophryaceae
Source: the annotation of a GenBank genome assembly
AGGUCAAACUGUGGACGGCGAAACAAAUCCUAUCCUACCCUAUCGUCCCCCUCCCCAUUUCUUGCCACACCCGUGGGAACAGUAAUACCGCAACGUCAUCAAGUAAAUAUGUGCAGCAUAUUGAUUCUCUAAUAGUAUUGAUUCCCUUCUUCAGCUCCAAUUUUUUUGCUACUGGUCCUAUUAGAUUAUAUUUACCUCUUCCGUUUUUCUAUCUUUCCUUUUCCUAGGUAGGUUGGCUCCACCACAAGUAUUGACUCCCAUCCUAAAAAUAAAGAAUAAGAAAAAAUGGAGCGUCGACGAGCGUCCGAUUUACAACAACCCGAUGUCGGGAAGAUAUUGACGAUGCAGGCAUUGUUUACCGAGAUUGACCUAGUCAUCUUCAACGCCAAGAGUAUCUGGGCUGGAAGGUUUGAUGGGGUUAUGCACGAUGUACUACUCAAGAACAUACUCUUAAACUCCUAAUAGUAGGGUCUUCGAAUCUCGUGGGCAGAGUUCUUAACAGUGACACGCGCCUCCUGUGCAGAACAGCCGGGGAAAAGCACUCUGGCCAGCCUCGCGCCUGCUUGCGUGGUGCUUGCGAAUAGUGCCCAACCAAAGCCGCCUCGGCUGGCUGCAAAAUUCAGCGCUCCCGCGGAGUGCGCUCGCCCUUCCGUGUAGAAAUGAAGAACGCACACCCGUGGGCUGUUCCUUCACUGCGUCCAGACUGAAUGCACCACGCCGCCCCGCUGUGGUGUGACUCCCCGCGACCACUCUCGCAGAAAUGAGAGCUGACACGGGCGCCGGCCCCUCUCCUGGUACAAACACCGUCGCGCGUAUUAUUUCAGGGGCAAGCCUUUCAAAGCUUCCGUGGGUGACGGGGUCCUUCGUUUUGUGGUCAUGGGCUCGCCCACUCCGUCGCAGCGGCAUGGGGCCGCCCAGUCAGAGCGCACUCACAAAGCCGCCACGGCGCCGCCCCCGUGGGUGUCGGUCGAUGGUAGCAAACAGAGCGGGCGACGGCGUGCAUAGGUGGCGCGCCUCCGCUGCUUUUGUCGGGGUCUGCUGUGCGGGGCAGGUGAAGCGCGUGAAGCAGCGGGGGGGCCUUAUGUUAAUAGUUUCGCUGGCUCACUCUUUCGGGGAGGUAACUGAGCGGGGCUACGCGAGGGGCUGCCGCUGCGGUGCCGUGGGGACGGUGCAUGGUGUAGCUGUGUGGCUCUUUGUUUCUGCGGGCAGGGAGGGCGCCCCGUCUUAAUGAAACUCGAGUGCCACCUGGCUGGGCUUGUGUGUAGUUGUGUCUCGGGUGUCUGUGGGGGUGUGGCUUCCGUUGGAUUGUUUGAAGGAGAGCGGAACCCGAAGCGGGUGCUGCCGGGUUUUGCAGGCUCGGGGUAAUACAUCGAGGGAGAACGUGGGCACCUUGGUUGGAACUACCUGGAGGCGGCUCUGGGGUGGGGGGCCAGCCUCUCUCGCUUGUUGUGCUUUUUCUUUGUCGUUGCUCGUUUGGUCGAGUUCGGUUGGCUUCGCUUAUGCUUUUUCGUGGAGGGCGCGCGCGUGUUGCCUACGGGGCAACGCAGUGCACCAGGGGACCCGCCAAAGCUUGCUUCGGUGUAGCGUUUCUUGAAAAGCUAGGGGGUGCCCCUGGGUGAGCGGGCUGGUGUGCGUGCUAAGGGGUGGCGGGCUUUUGGGGGAUUAUAGUUGUAAACAUCGGGAGCCUUUUCGGAAACACGGAUCGGAAGGCCUUGCCUGGUCUUCUCUGUCUCGGGUGCUCUUCGGCUGCUGUUGUGUGUCUUAGGUAAUGGCGCCGCGGUGCUUUUGGUUGGUGUGGGUCGUUUGCUUCUCGCAAGGUAGCGCCUUGUUUGCGCCGUCGUUCGUUGUUGUCGCUGGGCCGUGGGUGAACUCUCUUCCCCUGGCUAGGGCAGCUACCUUCUUCGGUGGUGGACCUGCCUGCGGAGUUGAUUCUUUGUUCUAAAGCCAUGAGAGCGCGCGGCGCUUUGCGGCUUCUUUGUGAUUUGGGGGGGUGACUGCUUUGAGCGGCGUGAGGUGGUGUCGCCUUCUUGUUCCUUGGGGGCUGCGUCGAAGCCGAGGGAACUUGCUGGCGCUGGUGAUGCUUAUGCUAUUGCUCCUAAAAGGAGAGAAAGUAAGCCCAAGCAGGCGGGGGCCUCUGGGGUGUGUGCUGAUAGAUUGUAGCUGUUGUCUUUUUUUUUUGGUCUUCUUUCGGGCGUCGUCGGUGUCAUGUCUUUCAUCCGCAAGCAGCUCAGCGGGGGGGCAGACGCAGGCCAGCGCGAGACCAUCAAAACGCAGAAGCGCCCAUGGGCAGGGCAAGGGGUUCUGGCCUCGCGUCGUGGUUCGUUUUGCUUUUUGGUGUGUGUUUUAGAGCUUAUACCCCUCGCUGCUCUCUGGUGUUGGUUGGGCAACUUAUGGAGGACGAGGGAGAAGCCAAGCGGGGGGCACAGCUUGAACCCCGGCGCCGCCGCUAGGAGGGCGCCGCGCCUUCACUUUUCUGGGGCUUGUCGGCUCGUUCGCAUUUGAGAGCCGCUGCUCCGUCGAUCGCUCGUGGGUGUGCCCAGUGAGGGGCACAGGUGGCGCGUGGUCCGUCAGGUUUGCGCUGCGGCGUGCGGCUGCUUGGUGUCGCAGGUUCUGCAGCGGAGUGGGGCAACUUGUGUCGGGGCUUGGCUGGGCUUUCUUUCGGAGGUGGGGGGUGCGCUGUGUGUGUAGUGUUCUGCGGCUCAAAAUGGGAGGCGAGUGGCACUCACUGCCUUCCACCUUUGGCGCGGCCCAGUGCUUUCGUCUUCUGUGUUGCAUCAUUGGAGUGAGACAGGGGCGCCAUGUGCGGGGCUUCUCUUCUCUUUGUUUUCGGGGCUUGUUGGCUAUGGUAUUGGCAUCACCAUGGAGAUGGAGGCACCCAGAAGGUGCUGCUGAUUGAAACGAUUGCGAAACACACGGCGCGGCGCGCUGGCUUGGGUGCGUGGUGUGUGUCUGUUGUUCUGACUUGUGGCAGGCUGUCGGCCACUCUACUUUUGUGAGCAACGUGCUCCCCUUGGUCGCGCUGGUUAUGCUGGCGGCUUGGUGGUCGGGUGCAGGUAGUUGGCAGCUGCUUGCCCAGGUUCAUUCUCAGGCCUUGGCUGCCCUCCUCCGGGUAGGGUGCAGCAAAGUGAACCAGCGCAACAGGCAACAGGCGCGCAAAGAUGGGGCCACGUGCUUGCUUUGUUGGUUCUGUCUGUGGGUGUCCUCGGUUUGCGUGGGUGGGGUCGCUCUUUUUCUUGUGUGUCUGCCUCUCUGGCAGUAUGCAGAGCGACGGGAAAGGAACGGGGGGCCAGGCAGCUCGCCUGGGUUUCUGCCUUCGUUCUAUAGGCGCGCGCACUGCGCGUGUGCUCCUGUUUUUCUGCCUUGUUUUUGCAGGCUUUUCUGUGCAAGAAAAAAAGAGGCGCGCGCAGCGCGCUCUUCUACUUUUUUUGGCUUUUUUCUAAGUGGAAAAUUAUAUGGUGAAAGCUGUCCCCCUCUACAUUCUUGGGGCGACUACCCUCCCCCUUGGAAAUUGCUUGGGUGUUCGGGGGGUCAAACUGCCCCCAUAUCGCGGGGGGGGUUUUCAGUGAAAACCCCCCCUGCGAUAUUGUGCGAAAGUAGCCCCGGAACGCGUUCUCUUCAAGGAACUGCGUUCCGGGGCUACUUUCGCACAAUAUCGCGGGGGGGGUUUUCACUGAAAACCCCCCCUGCGAUAUGGGGGCAGUUUGACCCCCCGAACACCCAAGCAAUUUCAAGGGCGGAGGGUAGUAGCGCCAAGAAUUCAGAGGGGGAAGGCUUUCGCGCGUCAAGCUUCUCACUUGGAAAAAACAAAAAAAAACUAGGGGGGCGCGCUGCGUGCGCUUGGUUUUUUUCUGCAUGUAAAACGGAGCCCGCAAAAAAAGCGCGCGGAUGGAAAAACAGAAGCGCGCGCUGCGCGCGCGCGGCUUGGUGUCGAAAUGACCAAGCAGGCGCGGGUGGUGUGUGUGGUUCUUCUUUUCUUUUGGUGUCUAAUAUAGUAUGCAGAGCAUGUCUUUGCUCGCUUCUGUCUUUAAAAAUAUACGCUGCGCAGCUUUUGCAGCAGGCCCCUGGCACAAGCUGGCAGCUGGGGCCGCGAGUGUGGUCAUUUCGGUGCGUGAGGCAAAAAAUUUAAGCAGGGGGCAGGGGUGUGGCUUGUUUGUGGCCGGUGUUGGUAUCAGUUCCACGCGCUGAAGCGGAUGGCGCGUGUCGUGCUUGUUUCUGCAAAGAAAAAAGCAAACAGAAACACAUGAGCCGAAGGACCUGGCGCCGGCCCCUCGCUGUCGUGGCUUUCAUCUUGCUAAGGCAGUGACUUAGGAGCGAACGAGGGAGGCGUGCCGCAGCUUGGGCCACUCACGGCACUGGCUACUGAGAUUAAAAACGAGAGGCGCUUGCUUUUUGCUUCGGGUGCGUGGGAAGUAGUUACUGGCGGGCGCUGUUUGUCUCGUAUUCGUUAUGGCUCGCACCUGUGCAGCUUGGGCGUACUUGCCUAGUCAUGACACACCGGAGCCAGCAAAGCGCUGGGUGCUUUUCUCUGUACAUGUCGGGGCGUGAAAAUCUGGCGCAGGGUAGGGGUGCUUCUUGUUUUAAUCUAAGUAAGUGAGGCUGCCUGCCCAUGGGGUGGGGCCCCCUCUUCUCUGUGUCGUCAGGUGAUUGCCAGUGCGUUUCUCGCUGUUUGUUCGUGUGAGUGAGUGGCCAGCCCUUGGGGAGUGCUUUUUAGCUCGAUGAAGCUGGGGGCGGCGGUGUGUGUGGGUGGGUGUGUCUUUGGGAGGUGUGGUCUUCGUUCCUUCUCUCUUUGUUUCGCGGAGGAGCUUCGCGCCAUGCGUGUUGGCUUGCUGUCUCGGUCGUUCUUCAGUCAUAUUAUUAAUUUCGCUCCCGGCUCGAUUUUGCUGUUAGGUGGUGUCUGUUUUCUGUGCUGUGUGCAGGUCGUCUUCGCUGCCGCUCGCUGUUGGAUGGGGGGCCUCGCUUUGUUUCGCGUUGCAACUUGUGAAGGGGUCCCCGCGCAGGGUUGUGUUGUGUGGGUGAAUGGGGGAGGGCGCGUGGCGGGCACUGGGUCGGCGCUUGGGUCGAGGGCUUCGCCGCUGUGCCUUUUCUUCUGGCUUGGGAUGUUUGGCUGGGUGAUUUUUGUCGCCGAUGAUAAGUGGGUCGCCUUGGUUGUUAUGUCUGGAGCCUUGCGGGCCGUCAGCACUGCCGGCGCCCUCGUUUCAAACGGGGCGGGUGCCAAUGUUAACUGCGUGCGUGAGUGUUCGUUCAGUCAUGCAGCUUUGUAGGCUGACCUUGAAGCCCCAUCGGUCGCUGGGGUGGCUGGGUGAGCUAUUUCCGGCCUCUGACUGCUUUUGCUUUCGCUGGCUUCGUCUAUCUAAUUCGAAGUGGGGUGGAGGUGGUCCCGCGAUUAUGCUCUUCGGUGCGCUGCACCGGUGGCCGCGUGCGUGGGCGGGCGGGCAGUGUGUGAGUUCUCGUAGGGUUCGACGGUGGUGCCUUCUCCUUUUUUGCUUCGGUUUGGCGGGCAGGCUUGUGCACCUUGGAGCCGCCUUUCUUUGUCGCUGUGUUGGGUUUGUGAAUGACUCCUGGGGGCCCCGGCUGCUCUUCCUUCUACUCGUGUCUGCUGUUUGGUCUCUUCGUCCUUUUUUGUGGGCCUUUCGUUCUUUGUUUUUUGUUUGUCGGCUGGCUGCGGCGCCCCCCCGCGCCCGUCGACUAAAUUGAAAGUGAGAUUCGCUCGCUCGGGUGCCCGUGGGUGCGUAGCGUGCGAGGCUGCGUCGGUUCGCUGUGGCAUGGGUUGUUUCGCGUCGGGCUUGGCAGCUUUUGCUCCACUCGUUUCUCCGUGUCUAUGCCCUGCCUGGCAGGCUUUUCUUUUCUGUCUAUUGGUGUCGGCGCUCUGUCUCGUUCGGAUAAGGAAGAGAGGGAGACCGACUGACGGGGGGGGCCGCUUUUUGUCAUUUCGGUCGGGGGACUAGGGAAGCGGCGGCGCCGGCUCUUCUUUAGGCGCGGGCCGUCCUCGGUGUCUUGUGCGUGGUUGUUUGGCAUUGUUUUGCUUUGUGGCAGGUGGCGGCGUGGCUUGUCGGCGUGCGGACGCGGGGGGGGGACCAGCGCAGCUUCCCCGCCGUGCGUGCGGGUGCUGUGCGUGGUAAGUGAUGGCUGGCCCAAGCAAUGGCGUGAGAGAGGGACCAGCCGGCCCCUCUGUCUUUCCGCUCUGUCUUGCGUGCAGCUGCGUACUUGGGCGGCCGGUAGUGGAUGGCGCUUCUUUGCCAGGUAGCGGAUGCGUCCGCGGGGUCUUACGGUUAUUCUGGCAGCUUGGUCUUUGUCGUGGCAGCAAGGUGCGCGGGGGGGCCGUGCUAAAUUGAUUCGUUGCGUGUGGCUGUGGUCUCUCAUUGUUCGCGCCCAUAGCGGGGGCUGUAAGUAGGGGAAGCAAGGUGGCGCAACUGCAGCAGCCCGCCCGCCCCGUCGCCGGAUAAUUGCGGGCGGCGAUUGGUGUGGCGUGUGUGUUUCGGAUGUUGUGUUCUGCGCAGGUGGGGAGCAAUGGGUGAGCAAUGUGAGAAGGCGCGCCGCCGGUCGUGUUCGGGCUCGGGGAUAUGUGACAAAGCAAGGCGCCGCGGGCGGGGAUCCUCGGCGGCUUACUUUUUCAGGCGAGCGCUUUUUGCGCUGCAUGGUGCGCGUCGCACUGACAACUCUGCCGCUGGCGAGAGUGAAACGCGAAGACCCUCUUAUUAGGCUAAUCAGCACACCUUAGUAACCGAGUAAGAGUAUGCAGCUGCUAGGAGAUUAUUCCCUAGCUGCAUACAAUGUUCGCUCAGGUCUCCUUUUUCGAAUUUGAAAUAGUCUAAUUAUUAAUUAUACCAAAUCCUAAAUCUAGUCUAAUAGGAAAACGAAUUUCCGACAGCGCGUGCCUGGCAGAGUGGAAGUGCACUGUGGAGAAGAAAGCACUUUUGUAUCAAUUCUACGAAAUUGUCUAUGUCUUGGUUUGAGUUCCGUAGAUCAUAUAGAAAGCUUUUUUGUACGCACUUGUGUGUCCGCCGCAGACUUGUCUUACUUUGAGUCUAAGUAGUUGCAUCAUCAACACAAGGUGGAAGUCGAAGUUUUGGGCAUGCCAUAUUAAGGUUGAGGAAUUACGAAUCUUCAGAAAUAGAUGAGUGUUAACGACUCUCCUGAAAACUUAACUUGUUCAUGAAUCAUGAUUCGUUUCAUCUGUACUUCUCUAUCCUUUACCUACUAUCCUUCCUUUUUCUUUUCCUAGUUAGCUUGGCUCCACCCAUAUAUUAUAAUGAAUAGAAGUUCCAUGAUGUUCGUGAUUUCUCCCACGACCUCCACACGCACCACGACAGGUCCACCGCGCCAUCCUAGGAGAUAAUCCUUCCUUUACCUUUCUUCCGCUCUCACCCGUUGCACGAGGAGCAACCAAUUGCAAUACUUAUGGAUGAAUUGAAUUAAGUUUUAACUAUAUACUACAAUAUGUAUCUGCAGCACUUUUCUAUCCUUUACCUACUAAAUCUUUCCUUUUCUUUUCCUAGUUAGUUUGGCUCCACCACCCAUAUAUAUCACAUCAAUAGAAUAUUAAACGUGAACGUACUUAUAAAAAUACCAUCAAUUAUAUCAAACGUGGACGAAUAUUUUUAGCAUUUCCCAGGGAGCAUUUGUCUACUAGAUGUAGAUUACACUCAUCUCCAGCUUCAAAGCAUAUUUGAACUCAUCCAGGCUUCGGCUUCCUCUAAAACACAGCAGAAGCGUUCUGCCAAGUGCCGACGAAUCACUUUUCUACGGUGAUGUUCUACAUGAAGUUGCGCUUCCUCCUCCGUCUCCACAGUGCCCUGUGCGAACUGGAUAACAAUUAUUGUAGUCUCUUACGGCAAGAAUGUUAGCUGAGUUUUUAGAUAACAAUUAAAUACUGUAGUCUCAAAAAAAAAAAGUGUUGAUCUUCAUGGGUGAAAAACAUGCAUCAAGCAAGAAGAUCCAGCUUCUUCUUGAUCAUGCGCGUCGAAAAUAGAAAGUGGAAGUAGAAAAUCAUGAUCACCACGAGGGAACUCUUACUUCGUCUUCUAAUGCAAGCAGGGACGAUCCAGGGGAUGCACGCCCUGGCAGUCCAAGAAUGCGAACGCUGCCCAUCUUAAGGCCCGUCGUCCACUAAGUAGUAUCCGAAUCCGACUCAAGAACAGACGAUUUAUUCCACGGAGUUUUAUUUACAUCAUUUAAAAGUUAGAUUUUUCUAAGUCUCCGACAACCAAUUUGAAGUUCGAAGGAAGAAGCAGACCUAUGAUCCUACGCAGGUCGUGGACGACUUGUUUGAGCAGCUGGAGAGGGGUCUAGGCAAAGGCUACGAGACGUUCAUGAACUAUGUCAUGAGCUGCGAUCCGAGGAAAGCUUUGAUGGUACAACAACUUGAUACUUUUUUUUCAAAACAUACAACUUCUGCUGUUCCCGUCGCUCAUUAGGCGUCCUCUCCCAUCCCCAUGGCCGUUACUUUUGCUGUGUGUUUCCACGUUGAUCUUCCUCUCCAUCGUCAUUAUCUCCCAUGCCAGGUGAACAAGCACGACGUGCAUAUUGCCAGGGUGCGAUAUAAUGACAGGAUAGAGGUCAUGCUGGAGGAGAUAUUUGUAUGAUGCCGCUCAUUGAGAACCCAAGUCAUAGGGGACGAAUGCCUUUCCACCUAUUCGAAAACUCAAAAUAAGCGAGCUACUGACUGAAAUAAGAGAGUCUUGACUACAUUCCUCUUCUUUCAGUAUGAUCUCCCUUAUUUUCAUUAGUUACUCGGUUAUUUCAGAAGUUUUUCGAAAUCGAAUAAGUAAAUAAGAAAAAUAUUAAGAAGGGCCACCUAGUACAAGAAGUACUAGUAGCAGUACUAGUAGCUAGUAGCUAGUAGUAGUAGUAGUUUGCUACUAGCAGUAGGAACCACGGCAUUCCCAUUCCCUUAUCUUCGACUACAUUGUCACUCAAUGAGGUGAAUGAAGCAUUCAAUAUUUUUGGCGUACUACUGCGACCUACCAGCGAAGACGCAUAGGGUAUCGGAAAUCUUGAGCGACAUAGAGGCUUUCUCCUUGCCAGUUCCGAGGAUACCACCACUAAAAUGCAACUAUGUCACAGCGUUCAUGCAGGCAACUAGUGGCGGAACGAGAUGUAAGAGGUACUAGUAACUUCUACAUAGUCGUUGUUAACCUUGAGAUGUUGAGAAGGCAAGUGGUUGUACUUCUACAUAGACAAAAUCCUCAAAAGUGACCUCUUGCCAGGCACCUCAAUCAAUCAAUCAAUCAAUCAAUCGACGAGUCUGAUGAAAAACGAGGAUCAUGUAAGACUAAGAGGUACCUUAAAAUGUAAAUAGUGCACUAGAACCUUUCCUCGUCAUUCAGACUCGUCAGGCACAUCAGUCAAUCAAUCGACGAGUCUGAAUGACGAGGAAAGGUUCUAGUACACCGUUUACAUUUUGGGGCACCUCUUACAUCCUCGCUUUUCAUCAGACUCGUCGAUCUGAUGAAGAAAAACGAGGAUCAUGUAAGAGGUACCUUAAAACGUAAUCGGGGUCGGUGUAGAUGUACUAGAACCUUUCCUCGUCAUUCAGACUCGUCAAACUUGUUCGCAAAACCUCGGAUCUCUUUUUACCGUCCUCACGACCUCUUGCUAGGCAAAUUGAUUCAUUCACUCUUACAGGGAAAAGGGCGCUCAAUUCGAAGCGUUGCACAUGGUAGCAAACCUGGAUUUAGAAGAAUUAGGCGAAUUCGAGUCCGAGGACAGUAGGCCUGCAGAAAAUGUGACGCAUUAUAGGUAUGGCGUCCUCUUAGUAAUACGAAGUAAGGAUUAAGCUCCUCGUCCUCGUAGUAAGGAUUUAGCAGAGUAGGUUAAAGGUGCUAUUGUUACCGUUUAUUAAGCAGGGUAGGUUAAAGGUGCUAUUGUAGUUACCGUUUAUUAAGCAGGGUAGGUUAAAGAUGCUAUUGUUACCGUUUAUUAAGCAGGGUAGGUUAAAGGUGCAGCUUUUGUUAAUACCGUUUGUUAUGGCUCUCCUAAGGAGGACAGCCAUAACAAGCGGGAUAAACGAACACCAAAAACCUACCUCUAAAGGGAGUACUGGGAACGUCGUAGAGUAGAUCGAGAGGUGGAAUUAUGAUGACUGUAGAAGAACAAGCCUCCACGUAGAAAACAGCUGACUGGAGAAGAACAGCAUCAAUCCUCUAACUCGCAAAGAAGAAAGUUCCGAUGAGCCUGUUUCCGUGUAUUUUCAGCAUUAUAGUUAAGGCUUCGUCGUCCCCUGGGAAAAUAAAUGGUCCAUCUACUGCAGGGAAGGCAUGAUCCUGGGAGAGACGUUCUCAACCGGAGAACGGUCUACUCAGGAUGGACUUGGUUCCAGAUGGACGAUGAGAAGAGGGUGUUGCGCUCUAAUAUAGGCCACAAGCUCAUCUUCCGAGAGGGUAUAAGGGAACGACUCAUAAACGUGGUGAAGAUGCGGUACGAUUUUUAAGGCUCCCUAAUUAUUGUCCGUCUUCUUCAGAGAUGAAGUCAUCCUUCCUAGGAGAGAGGCUUUUCUUUCUUUCAAGGGGAAAGAAAAGGCACCCUGCGGAGCAGGCUGUACCAUGUCCUCAAUCCAGGAAAUAUCAUGUCAAGAAAAAUUCAGAAAAGGUAUCCUCCAGCAGCAGAAUGUGGUUGUAUCUCAUCUUCUCGAGAUGGACUACUAGCAAUAGGUCUAAUAAGAUAUAGAUAAGAUAAUAGAUCUAAGUCAUAAGAUAUAGUCUAUAUCUUAUGACUAAGUCAUCAUAUAUAGUACCCUCUAUUAGAGGGUUCUAAGAUACAGACGAGUUCCUAUUGGCAAGAUUAGACGACUUGGGCCAUAUCAAUUUGGAUAACCGACUUCUGACCGAGGAUCAAAUGCAUCGAAUAGUGAUGCAAGAAAAGGAGAAGCUGUGCCAAUGGUUUGAAGGUACGUUGCACUUCUAUUGUAGUUAAUACUUGAGUAUGCUCUUUUUUUCUUGUUUUCCUAGUAUGAUCUUCUUGUUUCCUAGUUAAUACCUAUGCUCUUUGUAGUUAAUACUUAUGCUCUUUUUUUCCUUUUCUUGUUUCCUAGUUAAUACCUAUGCUCUUUGUAGUUAAUACUUAUGCUCUUUUUUUCUUGUUUUCCUAGUUGUAGCUGCCAAACUCAAAAUAACCGAGUUACUGAGUGAAAUAAGGGAGCUAGCUUAACGCCAAGUGGGUGCUCUUCCUUCUCGUCAGUAUCUCGCUUAUUUUUAGUAGUUACUCGCUUAUUUCAGUUUUUCGAAUAGUUAACACUUAUGCUCUUUUUUUCUUGUUUUCCUAGUUGUAGCUGCUACCUUUUUACUUGUAGUUGUAUGUUCGUUAUGCUUUUUUUGACCUCCACCUCGUCGUCAUCGGUACUAGUAAACAAAUAAAGACUCUUCAACUUCUUGAAUGAUGGGUCUCAUUCAACUUGAAUUGACGUGAAGAUGGUGACGUAAUGGAGAUGGAAGCACAGAGUUGUAGCCGUUCUACUUGUCAAACUGGAUAUGCCACAUGGAAACCUCUACUCAACACGACGCAUGAUCAACAACAUCAAUUUCAAAUCAAGCAAUCUCCAAGAACACUAUGCUGCUCCCCAACGACAGAUUACUUCCAGUCGACGUUGCCAUUCUUGCAACCCUCUGUGGUCGGCAUAGAGAGGGAGAAAGAGCCUCGCUAUUGGCACACUACGGAUGCGACCGAUGACCAUCACAUUCCGAGACCGAACUAUCAGCGGACGGAGGAAGACAGGUUUUUCAUCUACACGAAACCACCUUCAACGGCGACGAUGAAGAACAAGUCGAAACCGCAAUUCGUCGUGCCAAAUGUGAACUCGCCAUUGGUGAAAGACCAGCAAACCGCGAUGCUGAAAACAACAGGAUUCUUCAAUAGGGAAGAAGGAGCGUGCAUAUGAGUGGUUGUCGCCGAUGAAUGGCCUGCGCCUGCUCACGAGGGCAUCUAGUCCUAGAAGCUCUCGAAGCAAUUGUGAUGCAUUAUUUGCAGUCUACUUAUAUUUUUGGUAAAAAUUGAUUCUCAUUCAUUUGACAAAAAAGUAAAUAAACGGGCGAAAAAUAUUGUCCUCUACUUCACUGCACCAUGAUCAGUAAUUCCAUUUUACUCACUUAGACCAAUAAUUCAACCAUAUUAUUUACUCAUGCGAGACUUCCAUAAACACCUAGCGGUCGCGACAGGAUAAUUUGUAUGCGACACAUUGAUAUUGCACAGAAGUGGUUCCCCAAUGCACAGAGCAAAUCCCGAAGUAAUAAAUGCACAGAAAUGAAAAACUGCCAUAGUAUAAUAUAGACUUCGUGUCCAUAGUCAAACGCCACUUAGUCUUAGAACAUUGCUCAACAGUUUAGAUAAUAGCCAUAGUACCACUACUACAACAGUUGUAAACCUCCAGCUACGUGGUCACAUUCAUCACAAUCAAUGUCUUAUAUUGCUGUAGAACUAGAAGUCGGUGACUACAACUACUCGAAAACUGAAAAUACCCGAGUAAGUGACUGAAAUAUGGGAGGUAGGUAGGUUUGACAGGGCUCCUCUUCCUUGUUCAGGCUUAACUGUGCUUAUUUCAAGUAGUUACUCGGUUAUUUCAGUUUUUCGAAUACAUAUCUUCACAUGAAAAUGUAGAUCUUCUUUUUGAAAGUUACAACUAGCACACAAAGCAACUAUUAUUUCGGUUUCGGAUACAUGAUCACAAGAACUGGAUAAAUGCCAGCAUAGAGGCAACAAUCAGAUUUAUUUACCAAAGCCGGAUAACGCUGUAAUCUUCAUGUAGUUAUAUUUAUACAAUUCGACGAGGCAUAAGACCAAAGAAGUAGAAGUGUGACAAGAACAAAUACACGUUUUGGAAGUCAACAGGGAUUUAGAGAGCUAAAGUAUUACUCCAUUAUACUUUUUCGGAAGAAUCAAGUAGAAAUGAGAAAGCAUCCAAAUGAACAGCAUUAACAACAGGUGAGAACGUAAGUUCGAGAGGGACAACACAAG